GCUUUCUCUCCACUCUUUGGAUAUCAUUUUAAUUGGGUUUCAAUCAAAACAGUCAUCGAUUUCGUCGUCUCUGUCAUUGAGAUAAUGCUGUGUCACUGAAUCAAUGUCUUCGCCCACAACCACAGCAACCGCGACGACAACAGUGACCGGCAAUAAUGCAUUCAAUGACAAUACGAGCCGUCAUUCAGAUGUGGUGUACGUGAAGAUGAAGACCACCGAUGGCUUAGUAACGCAGACCACCCGCGAAGACCAGCGAUCGUUGGCUAUGAAGCGGAUCCUAUCGGCGCUCUUCUAUGCCGUCUCUUCGCUCCUCAUAAUCGUUAUCAACAAAAUAGUGCUCACGAACUAUAGUACAUGUAACUUGUAUUGCAGAUUCCCAUCGUAUCAUAUGCUAGGAAUGGGGCAAAUGUUGGCCACAAUAAUCAUAUUAAGUAUAGGGAAAUCACUUAACGUUAUAAAUUAUCCCAACUAUACGAAAGAUACUCUACUAAAAAUAUGGCCGCUGCCAGUGCUCUACAUCGGGAACCUGGUGUGCGGUUUAGGCGGCACUAAACACCUGAGUCUUCCAAUGUUCACCGUUUUGCGGAGAUUUACUAUUUUAAUGACUCUCAUCGGAGAGUACUAUAUCCUCAAUGUCGUUCAAAACAAUACAAUCAUAAUGACUAUCGUGGCUAUGGUUGGCGGCGCUAUGAUUGCAGCCAGCAAUGACUUAGCCUUCGAUGCGAGCGGUUAUGCGUUUGUCUUAAGCAACGACUUCUUCACGGCUGCCAAUGGCGUGUAUAUGAAACAGAAACUCGACUCCAGAGAAUUGGGAAAAUAUGGUCUCCUAUAUUACAACUCUCUGUUUAUGAUAAUACCAUUGCUAUUGAUUUCGUGGACAACCGGUGAUAUAAACCGUACGAUAACUGAAUUCAACGAUUGGUUUGAUGCGGGAUUUUUAGUAUCAUUUAUAACAUCAUGUGUUAUGGGCUUUAUUCUGAUGUAUUCCACUAUAUUGUGCACUGCAUUCAACUCAGCGCUCACCACAACAAUCGUCGGCUGUUUGAAGAAUAUAUUCGUCACAUACAUAGGGAUGUAUAUCGGAGGCGAUUACGUCUUCUCGUGGACCAACUUUAUUGGUCUCAAUAUAUCGAUGAUUGGAAGUCUCGUCUAUUCAUACUUUACAUUCAUUCAGAAACAAAAGCCUUUGCCUUAAAACUAUAUCUGUUGUAAAAGUCAUUGUUUUUUUUGGUUUAAUUUUUGCUCUGUUUUUUGGCCAAC
This is a messenger RNA of Medioppia subpectinata, 1260 nucleotides long. Lineage: Eukaryota; Metazoa; Arthropoda; Arachnida; Sarcoptiformes; Oppiidae. The record is from the annotation of a GenBank genome assembly.